Cherax quadricarinatus is the source of this 4740-nucleotide messenger RNA. RefSeq lists its product as uncharacterized. NCBI's taxonomy places the organism in Eukaryota, Metazoa, Arthropoda, Malacostraca, Decapoda, Parastacidae. The record is from RefSeq and is a predicted model, not a curated record.
UCCAACAAUACGGCGCCAGCUCUGGCAGCUCUAUAAACCCUAGCAACAAGAAGUUAAUUUUUAUAAUAAGUUUUAUACAAAAGUUUAAACUUUCAACUGUAUCUUUCAAGGGAGGUUACUUGACGCUGAAAGUGAGGAUGGGCCGAGGAACAGGAAGGCGGAGAAUAGUGAAAAAAGAUGACAUAGGGAACACCAAGAUAGCAGUAAUACCAAAUCUAGAACCUCGUAAAACUAGGAGCCAAUCUCUCAAGGAAAACCAAGAAGCUGGGAUACAUCUUCCAACUGCACCACAAGAAGAUGAAAACAAUUUCCCAUCUAAUUAUGUGGAUGUAACACUGAGGAGGUCACUGUCAAGGGCAGGUUCAGACGAUUCUGCAUUUUCAUCGCGCAGCUCGGUGUGGUCUCGGUGCAGUAAUGUUUCCCUUGUCAACAUAAUGUCCCAUGGUGUAGUAACAAGGAGACUAACACAAACCCUUGACCCUGUAGAUGAGGAAAGAGUUAUAAAACCAAAGGUUGAUAUAAAUUCUGACACUAUUAAUUGGGUAAAUAGCUUCUCGCCGGCAAGAGGCCAAGCUGCUGUUCCACUUUUGCGGACUCGGGCUGUUGCCAAUGGUCACUUGACAAAACGAACAAUGAGCAAUAUCACAGAAGGCUGUAACUCAGAUAGUGGUUAUAAUUCUCAGGUGUUAGAUGAAAAGUUUUCAACCAGUGUCUUUCAAUCUGAGGCUGUGGUUCACAUUUAUAUUUUUAUAUUCAAGGUACUAAUGUUGUCAACCGAGCACCAUUUAAGAUUAGCAUCAAAGAAUUUUAGCAGUCAUCCCAUGGAGGUGCAUCCAUUAGUGUUACAAGUAGGAUCCUCAUUCAUUCUGGGUAUACUAUGUGAUGUGAUCUCACCGAAGCUUGCUCUGUUAGUGCCUCAGGCCAUCUGGUUACUAAUAAGCUUACUAGUUUACUUUACCUAUUGUAAAGUUCCUGUUCAACUUGUUCCUUAUUUGAGAUUAACAAACCAAGGCUUAAUAGGAUCUCAGCUUCUUGCAGUACAUUUGAGAUUCCGAUGCAGUCAUGCAGGCGUUUUAGCAAGAGUCGGUCUUAGUUAUGGCUUGGCUGCCAUUGUGUCUCCUUCCAUCACAUCAAUGACAAGUAAAUUGCUUGGGAGUUUCAUUAACUAUCAGCUAGUUACCCUAGUGAGUCUCCUGAGUAUGAUGGCAGUCCUUAGGCUCUUAGGCAGUAACUCUUUAGAGUUUUCCAGAAUACUCCCUCCAGUUGCAGACAGUUAUGCACCAGCCAAAUUUCUUAUUUGUGUAGUCAUGAAGUCUGCCCUAACCAUCCCAGUGUCACUUGUCCUUCCCUGGUUGCAAGGUUUACUGAAUGACGGGAGCAGCAUUACAGGCAUUGGUCUCCCAGUACUGGUGACAUUUGGGAUACUGUUAACUCAGGCUGUGAUGGUACCCUUACUUUUGUUGUGCACCAAAUCUUCUACAGCAACUUGUGCUAUGGCUUCCCUGCUUACACUUCUUUAUUUAGCAAUGGUGAUGUCAGAAGAAUCUGGAGCACUUAUGCUUGCGAUUCCUAUAUGUGGCCUGGUGGCAGUGACUGUGAACUUGGUACUUGCUCAUCUCCUCACCACAUUUCCACAUUUUCCAGGUGUCAUACUGGCCCUCAAUCUCACCCUACAUAUUCUCAUCCGAUAUUUUACUCCACAUUUUGCUGGAAACAUGACCUCACUGUGUGAUGUUGAGGGGAAAACACACCUAAUUUCCAUUGGUUUUCCUCAGUGGUUUAGGGAUUCCAUUAAAGAUACUUUCAUAAAUGAACCCUUCUUGCUUUUGCCCACUUCGCUAGAUAUUUUUUCAUGUCAUAAAGUGCAUUUAAGUGUCAUGGCCAUGAUGGGUUGUGCAUGUUCCAUAUUGCUAUUAAUAUUAGCAAGAGUCAUGUAGUGAAUGCUGCAUACUUGCCCAUAAAUCAGAAAUUUGGGAGAAAGUAAUUUAUUUAAGAUAGGAAUUAGUGUUAGGGAAAGUAUUACUCUAUAUAAAUUUUUGUAGACAACUUCAUGAAACUGAUAAAUGUUUAUUUUCUUACGAGUGUUUUUUAACGAUUUAGCAAAACAAUUGUUAUAAAAGUAGUUCAUCAUAUUUUUUUUAUUAUUAUUAUUAUUAUUAACACAUCAGCCGAUUCCCACCAAGGCAGGGUGGCCUGAAAAAGAAACUUUCAUCAUUCACUCCAUCACUGUCUUGCCAGAGGGAUGCUUUACACUACAGUUAUAAAAUUGCAACAUUAACACUCCUUCAGAGUGCAGACACUGUACUUCCCAUCUCCAGGACUCAAGUCCGGCCUGCUGGUUUCCCUGAAUCCUUUUCAUGUUACUUUGCUCACAAUCCAAUAGCACGUCAAGUAUUAAAAACCAUUUGUCUCCAUUCCCUCCUAUCAAAUAUGCUCAUGCAUGCUUGCUGGAAGUCCAACCCCCUCACAUACAAAACCUCCUUUACCCCCUCCAACCCUUCCUAGGCCAACCCCUACUCUGCCUUCCCUCCACUACAGAUUUAUACACUCUCGAAGUCAUUCUAUUUUGUUCCAUUCUCUCUACAUGUCUGAACCACCUUUUUGGUUUGCACAAUAUUAGCAAAGUAGAAGCAGGGGAAAAAAACACUCAAACGAGUGCAGGCUGUCAGCAUGAGUUUUAUUUUUAAUUGCAAAAUACUAGACGCUUUUGGCAAGUGUAAUGAAAUGCACUGACUAGGCCUAAAUUGUCUUUUUAGCCAUCUCUUUCCAAGGUAGGGUGACCCAAAAAAGUAAGCAUUUAUCAUUCAGCAGUCAUUUUGGGUAAAUGCUAUGAAAUACCAAGACAAUGUUAAGGGGGACAAAUGCAGUUAAGAUAUGUGCAACACUUGGGUACCUUUAUUACCAAAACAGUGCACAACAGGCUUCUUCAGUCAAAUUCAGGCUAAUAUAACACCCUGAGACAGUAGUAAUAGUAGUUUUAUAAGUGAUGUCUUUCAAUCACAGUAGGAGUGCUGAAUCCUCCAGCCUAGAGCAGAAGCAUAUGUUCACACUCUUGUACUGUAGAUAAAUUAAGGUGAAGCUGCUGGAGGUGACAUUGAAGGUUGAGUGUGGCCUACUAGAGGAAGUAACUCAUACUAAGCAAUAGUUUAGCAAAUGAAUUGCAGAAGACUUCCUCUGUACCAAGACACCAUAGUGUUACUGUGUCAGACAAAUAUUAUAUUAUUGAUGGUAUACUAUAACAUAUUGGCUGCACAACUCUUGCUCGAGGGAUUAACCAUUCUUGCCAAAGCUGUGGGACUGAUCACCUCAGAACUACUUAUACUGUCUCCAGUGUUGUUAGCACCUGUAUUCAACCAAAGAAGCCUGUUGUGCAGGCAGAGCAUUGCAGCAACAAAGAUACCCAAAUGUUGCACAUGUCUUAUCAGCCUGUCAGUAUUGUCUACCAUCAAAUGCAGUUAUAGAUAAACUAUAUUGACACUUUUGCCUGUAGCUGAAUCAACACCCUGUAAUUCUAUUAAUUAAAAUUUGACUGGCUACUUCAACCCCCGGCAUUCUAAGGAACCAGACACUGGACCAUGUUUAAGGAACGAUAAAUCAGGACUUGAGUCCUGGAGAUGGGAAGUACAGUGCCUGCACUCUGAAGGAGGGUGUUAAUGUUGCAGUUUAACUGUAGUGUAAAGCACCCUUCUGGCAAGACAGUGAUGGAGUGAAUGAUGGUGAAAGUUUUUCUUUUUUGGGCCACCCUGCCUUGGUGGGAAUUGGCCAGUGUGAUAAUAAUAAUAAAAAAAUCAAGCUUCUAUCAUACCUUAUGCUGAAUGACACACUGAGGUUUAGCACUUAACUAAUAAUUUAAUGCGUAAAUGAGAUCUGCCCUGACUUUGCCUUAUUAAAAGUUGUCAAUAACCCUCAGUCUAUUACUUGGAGGUUGUGCUGCCAACAAGAAAGAAGACAAAGACAUAUCAUAUUAGCCCUUAUCAGACAAUGUUAAACUCCAAAGUGAACUUUUUCAUGUCAUGAAAGAUAUUAUCCAAGUCUUUUUCUGCUACAUAUAUCUGUCUUCAUUUGUGAUAACAUGUUCUUACAGGAGUAGAGCUGUAUUUGUAAUAUACCAUUUUGUGUUUGGUUUGUCAUAUAAUUUUUAUAAAAGUUUUCAUUUUUUUUUUAAUAUGUGCAAUACUACAUACCUCUUAUCUCUUGAAAAGCUGAUCACUAUUUGUGAAGGAAUACUACCUAGCAUCUUUUAGCACCUUAUUUAUUUAUUAGUUUCCUGUUGAAUUCUUUUGUUCUCCAUUGAGGGUGAUAAAAAACAUAUGCUACAAAUACUGGAUCAACCAGGUUGUGGUGGCUAUGUGGGCCUAUGGACCACAUAGUCGCACAACCUAGUUGACCAGGUUAUCAACAGGGAAUCCCUCUAAACUGGUCACAGGUAUGUCACAGGUAUUAUUUUAGGAUUUUAUAUAUGUUAUCUUUUCUACUCUUUUCUAAAUUUAUAGACAUUUUUGUUAAUGUCUCAGAGAUCUAACUUAUAUUGUCACAUUACAUUUUUCAUACUUCACUGAAUUCUUGAUCAAGUGACAUCUCAGUCCUCCACUAUCAUAUUGACCUCCACUUAUAUGUGGAUCUGACUCGCACCUAUUUUCAUCUCGUCCAAGGAAUAUAUAUAUAUAUGCUGAAUGCAUCCUUUGUACUUGAAAAGGCUCUAGAGCAAAAUCUUGUCCAAAUAAACACUUGUUCUUUGUA